Molecule: messenger RNA, 2349 nt
Organism: Aedes aegypti (yellow fever mosquito)
Lineage: Eukaryota; Metazoa; Arthropoda; Insecta; Diptera; Culicidae
Product: zinc finger protein 502
Exons: 4
Coding region: 105-2306 (733 amino acids)
Biological process (GO): regulation of transcription by RNA polymerase II
Cellular component (GO): nucleus
Molecular function (GO): DNA-binding transcription factor activity; RNA polymerase II cis-regulatory region sequence-specific DNA binding; zinc ion binding
Source: RefSeq, a predicted model, not a curated record
UAUUUACUGCUUUUGCGGCUUUUGUACAGAUCUGCGUAGAAAUUCGAAUCCAAAUUUCGUGAAAUUUGGUCUCAAAUCGAAAGGUAAUACUACUUCUAGAAGCAAUGGAUGAUUUGGAAAACCUAUGUCGAGUAUGUGUGGCUAGCGGAAGUGCAGAUGAGCGUUUGUUAAUUAAUAUAUUUGAAACGAAUAUUCAUGAAACAACGAUACCGCGAUUUUCUAUACUCGAAUCCUUGCAAACUAUUUGUGGCUUGAAGCUAUCCGAAGAUGACCUCUUGCCGAAUAGUAUUUGCUCAGUGUGUCUUUCACGUUUGGAGGAGGCUUACAAGCUGCGGGAACUGUCGCAGACAUCCCAGGAAGCGUUGUAUGAUAUGGUUUUCAAAGCAGAAAAGGCCGAUAUAGUACCAGAAGAAGAAGAAAAUGCCACUGAAUAUGACGAUGAGAUCUAUGAAGUUGAGUAUUUGGAAGAACCUGAUGCUCCUCUGAUGAUAGAGGCCCAUGAAACUGAGAUAAAAAUUGAGGAAAGCGAAAUCGUAGAACCAGAGCAGAAUAAGCUGUCCUGCUGUGGAUGUCAAGCGGUGUUUGACACCGAAAUGCAGUUACAUGUGCAUUCUAUUCGUAAGCAUCGUCCUCGUUCAGAACUGGAUUUACCAGAAAACAAAGUCCAGUGUAGAAUUUGUUAUGCGUUUUUCCCGAAAGAAUUCAACGAUGGCAUUCAUAAGAUUAGUGAAAAAAUCGUAAAGCCUAUGCAGAAGUGUGGGUACUGUGGUUGCAACUUUUUCACGGAAGGAGGACUCUCACGUCAUAAAUUGCAAUUUCAUAAAGAUGAAUUCCAUAAAUGUUGCAUGUGUAGCUUUAAAUGCCACGAGAAGGAUAAGCUAUUAGAACAUGCCAUCUGCCAUAGAACAACUUCAAAUGCAAAUGUAAGUGGUAAGGCAUAUCAGUGUACAAUUUGUUCGUCACUCUUUCGAACACCUCUGGAGCGACAAUCCCACGAACGUUUUCCUUAUAAAAUGUACAAGAAAAAACCUGAAACAGAGGAAGAAGUAACCGUCACUGUUAUAAGAUGUUGUGAUUGCCCUCAUGUAUUUAAUUCUAUGUCCGACUUGAGCGUUCACCAAGAACAGGUUCAUCUACCAAACCGUGUUGAACACAACGAAAAGUAUCCAGUUGAAUGCGGAGGUUGUUACAGACGCUUUAAAUCUAACAGCGGUCUCAACAGUCAUCUACGACGCGCUUCUCAGAGGAAACGGUACGCCUGCAGCAAGUGCAAUGUGACUCGCCGGACCCUCAAGGAACUUCUCCAACAUGAAAUGGGCCACACAGGAAAAGAUGCUUUCCCUUGUUGUGGUUGCAGGAAACGCUAUGAAUCGAAGGAAUUAUUGGAAAAACAUUCACUGGAAGAACACUCCAGCAGACCAAAAACGUACUAUAAAGAUGAGGAAGACAUCACACGACCGUUCGAAUGUAAGAUAUGUUACCGAAAGUACAAAUCCGCCAGAGAUCUACGUGCACAUCAACGGUUUGUCUACUACGAAAAAAUUCACACUUGUGAGAUUUGCGGGAAAAGUUUUCCUCAGCAAAAGAGCCUUGUCUUGCACAUUGCCUCCCACAAAACAGAAGCGGAAUUUCCUUGUCCCAUCUGUGACAAAAAGUACAAACAUAAGGCCAAGGUGCGUAGUUGCGUAGUUCGUCACGAACGCCCCAGACAGCACAAGUGCAAAAUCUGUAACGUCAUUUUCUCGCGUGCCUCGAACCUCUAUUCCCAUAUGAUAUCUCAUUCAGACGAACGACGCUAUAAAUGUGAUAUCUGUGGUACAACGUUCAAACGUAGCUUCCAUCUCCGCAAGCACAUGUACUCACAUACCACCGAGAUGCGAUACGGCUGUAAGUACUGUUCGACGAGGUUCUCCUCGACGGCUGCAUUGUACAAGCACGAGGUCCGCCAUACAGGAUUGCUCCCCUACGAAUGCGACAUUUGUAACAAAAAGCUAGCAACACGUCAGGUGUUCAUUAAGCACUACGAGGCUCACAUGGACGAGUCGAAGAAAGUUUUUACUUGCGAGUUGUGCCCGGUGAAAUAUAGCCAAAGCCAUUUUCUGUCCAAUCACAUCAAGUACCAACAUCGAAUCGAACCACAGGAAAAACAAUGGAAUGCAAAAUUCAAUCGAAAAGGAUCGAAAAAGAAAGGCGGCUACAGAGUUAGGGGACGUAUAUACGUUGACUCAGCAGUCCAGGAUGAAGAGAUGGUGAUCCUUCCAGACGAAGAACAACAAUUGGAAUAUAUGGAGGAUUCAAGUGAUUAAGUAGACAUUAGAGUUGAUCAAUAAAUUCAAACAUUUGAAAGUA